GCGCGGCGCGAUGCGGGCGGCGCUGCGGGCGCGGCUGGGCUGGGCGCGCCGGGCGCUCCGCGGGGCCGCGCUGGGCCGCGCCCCGGGGCCGCCGUGCUGGAGCUGCGGCGCUGCGCUGCCCGGCGGCGAUGGGCCGCCCCGCUUCUGCCCCGGCUGCCGGGCUUUGCAGCCGCCGGCGCCGCGGCCUGACCUCUUCCGCCUGAUGGACUGCGACCGCUCGUUCCGCAUCGACCCGGAGCAGCUGCAGCGGCGGUUCCGGAGCCUGCAGCGCGCCGUGCACCCCGACCGCUUCGGCCAGAGGCCGCCGAAAGAGCAGUACUACUCUGAGCAACACUCUUCCCUGAUCAACAAGGCCUACAAGACCCUGCUGAACCCUCUGAGCCGAGGCCUCUAUCUACUGGAGCUGAGUGGAGUGGAGCCAGCACAAGAGACAGACUGUGAUGCAGACUCAGCGUUCCUUAUGGAAAUCAUGGAAAUUAAUGAGAAAUUAGCAGAGCCCAAAAACAAGGAUAACCUUGAAGAAGUUGAAAAUUUAAUUAAAGUUAAACAAGAAGAACUGACCAGAGAGGUGACUGCAGCUUUUGAAAGAGAUGAUCUUCAAGAAGCCAAGAAGCUGCUAGCAAAAAUGAAGUAUUUUGCAAACUUAGAGGAUAAACUAAAGGCCAAGAAGAUCCCUUCCUGAUGUUGCCUUUUCAGCUAUUAAGAGUUAGUGUUAUUUUCAAUUAAACUGAUGGUUUUGUUACCAAAA
Messenger RNA from Taeniopygia guttata (zebra finch), 748 nucleotides. The record is from RefSeq and is a predicted model, not a curated record. NCBI's taxonomy places the organism in Eukaryota, Metazoa, Chordata, Aves, Passeriformes, Estrildidae.